UCACGAGUCACACAUCCCACACCACCACCACGCCGGCCACGACAGCGGGAAACCAAGAUGAGGAUGUGUUCAGUUAUGGAGAAGGAGGAGUUGUGAGGGAUCGUGCGAUGGAGCGAAUGGCGGAGCACUUGCGCCAGUUGCAGGACAAGGUUGAAGGGAGGCCAGAGAGGAGAGCUCGAGGGCAUCCUUUUGCUAGGGAGAUCCUCGCUGCUCCCUUGCCGACCAAUUUCAAGGAGACCAACUUGGUGUAUGACGGGUCGUCUGACCCGUCGAGGCACGUGAGGACUUUUGAGAAUAUGGCUGUGUUACAUGGAUACUCUGAUUCUGUUUGUUGCAGGGCAUUCUUAUCGACCUUACGCGGAGGAGCGCUUGACUGGUUCCAUCAGUUACCUUCGGGAUCGAUUGUGGAUUUUGAGGAUUUUGCCAGCAAACUCACUAAUCAAUAUUCGAGCGCGGUGGCACAAGAGAAGACUUAUUUGACCCUGAUGGCGAUGAAACAGGGUGAGAAGGAGUCGUUGAGGAAGUAUGUUGCUCGAUACAAUCAAACAUGUUUGGAGGUGCACUCCACUUCGGAUGAGGUGAAAGCGGGAGGAUUGAUAAGGAGUCUUCGAGCAGGGCCUUGCCGAACUUCUUUAGCCAAGACCCCGACUCGAUCAUACGAGGAUGUUCUAAAGCGAUGCAGGAAGUACAUUAAUCUGGAGGAGAUGGAGAUGGAGUUUGCAAAGCUCGAGGGGGUGGCUCAACCAGAACCAAAAAAGGAGCAGAGCCGGCCGAGAGGGAGAUCACCAGGGAGGAAUUCGCCUAAGAGGAACGAGCAGAGGAGGGCGUCUCCUCGAAGAGGAGGUAGGGAUGCGAAAGGGGAGAGAAGAGACGAAUGGCAGAGGAGGCCGAUGGUGUUCGAGAGGCAGAG
Striga hermonthica is the source of this 910-nucleotide messenger RNA. NCBI's taxonomy places the organism in Eukaryota, Viridiplantae, Streptophyta, Magnoliopsida, Lamiales, Orobanchaceae. The record is from the annotation of a GenBank genome assembly.